AUGCACUCAUCUAAUUCGUUUACUAUAUUGUAUUCGAAACGAAUAUCAUUUUUACUUUCAUUUUUGUCAACGUUAUCUCUAUUAUCUACAGCCGUGGCACAAUCAAAUCGUAUUAUAUUAUCAUCAAAUAAACAAACAAAUCUUUCACAAUCAUCUAAAAUUAUUAUAACAACUACUUCACUAUUCGAUAGUACUACUACACUACCUAUACAUCGUCGUAAUUAUCGUACAACAACAACAAUUUCCGUACAGAUAAUAACAAAUGAUAUUAAUAAAAAUAAAACAAAUAGUCAUUUAGAUACUAUAAGAAAAACAACAAAAGAAGAUCAUUUACGUCCGAUACCUCAAAUUAUUGGUUUAUCAAUAGUUUGUUCAUUUAUGAUUAUAUUUACAAUAUUUGGAAAUUUAGUUGUUAUUAUUGCCGUAUGUUUAGUUCGAAAAUUACGUACUGCUUCAAAUAUUUUAAUUGUUAGUUUAGCUGUUAGUGAUUUAUGGGUGGGAAUUAUCGUUAUGCCAUUAGCACUUAUUAACGAUAUUUAUCGAGGUUAUUGGAUAUUAGGUACAAUUAUGUGUGAUAUAUGGACAUCGACCGACGUUCUAUUAUGUACAUCAUCGAUAUUAAAUUUUUGUGUUAUAUCUAUUGAUAGAUAUUUUAUUAUUAAUCAUCCAUUUAAAUAUGCACCAAAACGAAAAAUAAAAUUAUUAUCAUUAAUGAUUGCCGCUGUAUGGAUUUUAAGUGCUCUCGUUUCAUUACCACCAAUUUUUGGUUGGGGUCGAGCAUCAAAGCAUUUACCACAAUGUCAGGUGAACGUUGAGUUAUCCUAUCAAAUAUUUGCUACAAUGUUUUCAUUUUAUAUUCCUCUAAUUGUUGUUUUAAUUAUUUAUGCAAAUAUUUAUCGUACUGCUCGUCAAACUGUCGAUAAUCGUUCAAGUGUACAAAUGUCACAGUUUUUAACUCAUAAUAAUUCAAAUAGUAUUAUCAACAAUACAAAUAAUACUAAUAAUAAUACUAAUAAUAAUAAUAAUAAUAAUAAUAAUAAUAACAAUAAUAAUAAUAAUAAUAAUACGAAAACGGCAUUAAAAAACGAUGGACAAAUAACAUUAUUAUCCGCUCAACAACAAACACAGUCAAAUGGAUUUAAUAUUCCUUCUUCAUCAUCAUCAUCACCACAAGUUAUUGUAACAUCAGCUGAUAAUGAAAUUUUAGACGAUGAUGAAUAUUAUAAUAGACAACUAGAAACAAAUACAAAUCAUCGAUUAUCUUCAGCAUCCUCCACUAUUCAACAAAAAGAACGUUCAUUAUCAAAUAGACGAUCUCGUAAUAAUAGUAAUAGUCAUCAUUAUAAUAGUGGUGAUUCAUCGUCAAAAACUCGACACUGUUUAAAUCCAGUACGUUGUCUAGGUAGACCUUUAAGUUCACCAUUUAAUGUCGGACGAUUAUCAAUAUUUGUAUCUAGACGUUAUUCAUUUUUUAAACAUGUACAUUUACCAAAUCAGAAAGCUAUUCGAACAUUAGGUGUAAUUCUAGGAACGUUCAUUAUCUGUUGGCUCCCAUUUAUGUUUUUAGCUUUAUUAAAACCAUUUCAUUAUAAAGUAAGUGGUUUGAAAUUAGAUGUACCCGGUUGGGUUGAUUCUAUGUUACUAUGGUUCGGUUAUUCAUCAUCAAUGUUAAAUCCAUUAAUUUAUAGUAAAUUUAAUACCGAAUUUCGUACACCAUUUCGUGAAAUAAUAUUUUGUCGUUGUCGCGGUAUUAAUGAAAAAAUGAGAAGAAAAGAAUAUUUAGAGAAUAUGUAUGGGACAGCACAAACUGCAGCUGUAUGA
This is a messenger RNA of Didymodactylos carnosus, 1821 nucleotides long. The record is from the annotation of a GenBank genome assembly. Lineage: Eukaryota; Metazoa; Rotifera; Eurotatoria; Philodinida; Philodinidae.